AAAAUGGCGAACGAAUUAACAGAAGAAACAGACCACUUCUUGGCUGAUUUUUUGUCCUGGUGUGAACGAAACGACCUUAAAUUAAGUGAAAAGGUGAAGGUUGCACUGAAAGGGUCAUGUCAUCGUUAUGGCAUGAUAGCUGUGGAAGAUAUUGAUGAGGGAGAGUGCUUGUUUCAAAUUCCACGGUCACUUGUUUUGCAGCCGAAAACUUCAUCCAUCUCCAAGAUUUUUGAAAAGCUUUUUGAAGAGGACGAAUUUAAAUCAGAAAGAGGGUCUGCCUGGGCUCCUCUUCUCCUGACACUCAUGUAUGAGUACACUAAUCCAACAUCUCACUGGAAACCAUAUUUAAACCUGGUGCCCGAUGUGACAGUCCUGGACCAACCCAUGUUUUGGGAGGUAGAAGAGAGAAAAAGAGAACUGCAAGGGACUGGGAUUGAGGAGGAUGUUGAAAAUGAUGUGCAGGGCAUUGAGGAGGAAUACAAUACCACAGCUUUGCCUUUUAUUAAGAAGUAUCCACAGUAUUUCAGCGAGUCCUGUCAUACUCUUUCUCUGUAUAAACAUAUGGCAGCAUUUGUCAUGGCCUACAGUUUCAGUGAACAAAAGUCGAGCCCUGAUGAUGAUGAUGACGAUGGUGAUGAUGAUGAUGACGAUGGUGAUGAUGAUGAUGAUGACGAUGAUGAUGAGGAGGAUAAUAACGCAGCUCCUGCCAUGGUUCCAAUGGCAGACAUACUUAAUCAUAUAAGCAACAAUAAUGCUCACUUGGAGUUUGGUUCUGAAACCUUGACAAUGGUGGCAACAGAAGAUAUUCUAAAGGGACAGGAAAUUUUUAAUACUUAUGGUAAGCUUGCCAACUGUCACCUGUUGCAGUCCUAUGGAUUUGUGGAGGAAGAAUUACCAAAUCCAUAUGACAUGGUAGAGAUACCCAUCAGUGCAUUUAUUGGGGCAAUGAAGGACAGUCAAUCUCAACAGGAGAAAGGAAUCUUUCACUCUAAGCUUGAGUUCAUGGAAGAAACAGGUGUGGCUACCAAGGAUGACUUGUUCCUCUUUGGACGAGAGGGUUGUUCACACUUUGGUCCAGAUUUGUACGCCACACUGAGAAUCCUUCAUUUGACUGAAGAGAAGUUCAAACAGCUAUUAGAAGAACAAGUCAAGCAUGAGAGAAGUGAAGAAUUUGACGAUAUUGGACAUGUCCUGGAUCAAAUUGAUGAUGAAACUAAAAAGGAUACAUGCUGGAGAUUCUUGGAGCUUGUUUUUAAAGCAGAAUGUAAGAAAGGGAGAAAGAAAAGGAAAAUAGAUGAAAAGAACUCACAAAUGAAACAGAAGAAAUUUAAAAUAACUGGCUAUGGAAAUGCAGAAUCCAUGGAGAGUGUGGUAAUCAGCACUAAAGAUUGUUGUAACUUAAACAUACAAACUGAUGAUGGUAGUUUAGAAAGAAACAAAAUUGAAAGUCAAAAUGGAUUAAAUAAAAGGUCCAAAUGUGACACUUUUAUUGAUGUGAAGAGUACUUCAGACCCUGGAAAAUGUAUUGUUGAGAGAGAUGAAGCUUCAGACUUGGAAUGUAUAGGAAAAGAGAAGAUCUUAAGUGGUGAGGAUUGCAAGGCUAGUGGCAGCAGUGAUAUCAGUGGGGAUCGUGUUAAUGAUGAAAAUCAUACUGAUGAGGACAAUUGUAGCAGAAAUUGUGAUGACAAUGGAAAUGAUGACGAUGAUGAUGAUGAUGAUGAUGAUGAUGAUGAU
Stylophora pistillata is the source of this 1734-nucleotide messenger RNA. Its product is annotated as N-lysine methyltransferase SETD6. Gene Ontology annotation, biological process: peptidyl-lysine monomethylation. The record is from RefSeq and is a predicted model, not a curated record. Gene Ontology annotation, molecular function: protein binding; protein-lysine N-methyltransferase activity. Gene Ontology annotation, cellular component: nucleus. Lineage: Eukaryota; Metazoa; Cnidaria; Anthozoa; Scleractinia; Pocilloporidae.